Messenger RNA from Danio rerio (zebrafish), 998 nucleotides. NCBI's taxonomy places the organism in Eukaryota, Metazoa, Chordata, Actinopteri, Cypriniformes, Danionidae. The record is from RefSeq and is a predicted model, not a curated record.
AAAAACACAUUCUCUCUGUUAUGUGAAGGGAAACCUCCCUAUAAAAGCUCCUCCUGGCCGAUAAGUAGAUGACAAACAGAAACUCAACGCGGAACUGAGCUGUCAGCUGCCAUGAACCCACAGCGCCUCUCCUCUCUGCUGCUCUGUGUCGUGUUUACCAUUUCUACAGCUGCCACUCACACUUCCGUGCUGGAUCAUGUGACUGUGAUGUCAUCAUCGGGGGAGGGUCUUCAGAGCGCAGUGGGGGAAGAUUUAGAGUCUGACGAUGAUCAGGAUCCAUCAGGAAUGUUCAUCGAGCCACCUUUUUUUAAAGUAACCCAAGCCAGUAAAGGAGACGAGCAGAACCACAAGCGCUCCGGACGCAAGAAGAACAAAGGAAGAAAAAGGAAUAAAAACAUCACUCCUGUUCAGCCCAACCACACGUCCAGUCACCGGAGCCGCAGCACCACCGCUGACCCCUGCCUGACCUCUCAUGUAGAUUACUGCAUCCACGGCCACUGCACAUACCUGCACGGCCUGAGCGAACCCGUGUGUGUGUGUAGACGAGGUUAUGAUGGUGAGCGCUGUGGCAUCCAGCUUCUGGAGACAUCUCGAGAUGAGAGCAGCUCUGAAACCACACACGCCGCCCUUGUCAUCAUGGCUGUCGUGCUGUCAGUCAUCAGCUGCUUAGCCAUCCUCAUCAUGGUCUGCGUCCACUAUAGAACACAUCAUCGCUUCCAGGCGGCUUUCCUGAGCUCUUCUAACGAGAGAGAGAAACUAGAGAAGAAGAAUAUUAUGGUGUGAAAGGAGAAUGCAGAAGUCACUGAUGGACGGGUUUAUUGCACAUAAAAACACUACAUUAGAUCCUAACUGUAACAAUAUAUUUAUUGUUUGUACCUAUUUAUUAACGAAUGACAUCAUAUUCUUAGGAUUUGUGUUUAUUUUGGUAGAAAACCAACAAUGUUUAUUUAAUAUGUGUUAUUCAUGUCACACAUGAAAUAAAGGAUGCUUAAUAAUAA